CUUACAUUUGCACUUCACUUUCCCGGACUCUCGCUGCCUGAGUCUACAGCACGUGAUGCUGGUGAACAUGAAUCCUCUUUCUCUGCUCUUUAUAGUCCUCAUAGCAGGAGUUUAUGGUCAGUAUGGUUUUGGUGUGAGUUACAGCUCUUUACACAUCUGUGCACUAAUGGACUCAACAGUGACAAUGAGCUGCACAUAUAGAUAUCCUUCUUUAAGUUCUGUUAUAACUGCAUUCUGGACUAAAACACGAGUUAAAGAAGAGAAUGAGGAGUUUCCAGAUCUGACUGUGGACCCUGAGUACCAUCAGCGGCUUCAGUAUCUGGGAGAUAAACAGCGGAAUUGCAACCUCAGAUUGAGUCACGUGACGAAAAAAGAUGAACGAGAGUAUUAUUGCAGAUUCACUACUGAAAUAGCUGCUAAUAAAUGGAUUGGCAUUCCAGGAGUGAAUCUCUCUGUCACAGAUCUUCAGCUGGAGUCUCCUGAGAGAGUGACAGAGGGAGAUUCAGUCCAUCUGACAUGUAAAAGCAGCUGUAAACUGACUGACACACCAACAUUCAUCUGGUACAGAAACUCAAAGCCAGUAAUUAUGAGUAUUCUAAAUAUACUCUUCUUUGGCUCAAUCAGUAGAGACCAUGCAGGCAACUAUAGAUGUGGUGUGCAGGGAAACAAUUACAUCUCCCCUGCUGUUUAUCUCAAUGUCAGAUAUGCUCCAGAUACUCCUGUGAUCUCCAUCAGUGGACCUGCUGUAAUAAUGGAGGGAGAUUCAGUGAGUCUGAACUGCAGCAGUGACUCAAACCCUCCUGCAGAAAUCUACUGGUAUAAAGGAAAUACAUAUCUGAUUUCUGGAAGAAUCUUCAACUUCUCAAAGGUCAGCUCUGAUGACAGUGGAGAAUACAAGUGUAGAGCCACAAAUGACCAUGGAGGGAAAUACUCUGAUCCUGUGACUUUAAAUGUCAAGUACCCACCCAGGAGCAUCUCAGUGUCCGUCACUGAUUCUGGUCCACUUUGGUCUGAUUCAGUGAGUCUGAGCUGCAUCAGUGACUCAAACCCUCCUGCUCUGAACUUCAGCUGGUUUAAGGAGAAUCAAAGCUCAGCUGUUGGAUCUGGACAGAGUUUCAGUGCAGUACAGAGUGGACGCUUCUACUGUGAGGCUCACAAUCCACAUGGAGCUCAGAGAUCAGACGCCGUCACUGUCACUGUACGUCACAGUUGGCAUGUCUGGAUGGGCAUCACACUGGCAUUCACAGGAUUAUUACUCAUCAUCCUUAUUAUUGUGUUCAUAAUCAGGAGAAAACAGAAAGCUCCAAGAGCUGAGGACGUCAAUGCAAAACAGGAUGAUCUGUAUUCCAGCAUAACAGAGAGCGGUGUUCGUGUUUCUCAAUCAGCCAAUUGUGCUAAUGCUAUGUAUGCUAGCGUUUCAUCCAGCAAAACCGGAAGAGAUGAUAAUACUGAGAUCCAGUACGCAACUGUCCAGAUUUACAAAAAGAAACCAAAGAAGAGAACAGAAGAGAACGAAUGUCACUAUGACAAUAUCGGGAUUCACCAGCCGGAUGCUGCAGUGAGGCAGUCAAAUGUGGAGACUGUGGAAGAGGUUUCAGUGAUCUACAGCCGCGUCAGAUGACUGUCACACUGUGUGAAUAUAAACAAAUAUUAAUUAAACAUUUUGAUUCAAAGUGUGGCUUUAUAAUUUAGCAUGCAAUUUAACAAUUCCUGCCAUAUUAUUCAGCAAGGUGAACUGAUUGGCAGAAAAUAUAAUAGCCAACAAUGUUGCUGUUAAAGACUAAAAGAACUUUCGCAAUGUCAUUGGGUCCAUUAUGUUAAAGUGUUUGUAUAUUUGUGUUUGUAAAACAUUUGUUAAUGUUUUUAAAUGUCUGUUUCAAAGGUUUCUGUCACCAAAUAAACCAAGCUUA
Messenger RNA from Danio aesculapii, 1910 nucleotides. RefSeq lists its product as uncharacterized. The record is from RefSeq and is a predicted model, not a curated record. The transcript has 10 exons. NCBI's taxonomy places the organism in Eukaryota, Metazoa, Chordata, Actinopteri, Cypriniformes, Danionidae. The coding region runs from base 56 to 1621 and encodes 521 amino acids.